Vespa velutina is the source of this 3408-nucleotide messenger RNA. It is a transcript of the gene wun, whose product is annotated as putative phosphatidate phosphatase. Lineage: Eukaryota; Metazoa; Arthropoda; Insecta; Hymenoptera; Vespidae. The record is from RefSeq and is a predicted model, not a curated record. The transcript has 8 exons. Bases 1567 to 2400 code for a protein of 277 amino acids. Gene Ontology annotation, biological process: phospholipid metabolic process; phospholipid dephosphorylation; signal transduction. Gene Ontology annotation, molecular function: phosphatidate phosphatase activity.
AUAGAAAUUUUGUAACGUUAAUACGAUUUCUGCCUAUUAUAUUUUUUCAAUUAAUGAUUUUCCAGAAUUAUUUAUUCCAUGGUUUCAUAUAAUUUCAGAAAGGCAAAUUCUAAGGUAUUAAAAAGUAAACAUUUUUCGUAUAUUAUGAUUUAUAAUAUUAACACGACGAAAUCCCACGGUUCCCUUAUGUCAUUUUACAAAAUUCAAAUAGACAUUUAUAAGGUGAUUAAUGGAUAAUUGCAGAUUGUCUGUAUAAAGAUCUCGUGAGAUUAAAAAAAAGAGAUAAUGUUCGAGUUUUACUAUAAGUGUUAAAUUAAAGCAGCCCACCAUACACAAUGACGAUCGUACCAAGUUCACACUAUUCAUCAAUGGUGUAUGCGUUAAUGCUUAUUUCUUUAGUGAACAUACACAAUGACCGCUCCCUUUGAGACGUCGUUAGGAUGGAUGACGAGAACCUGCUCGACCCUUUAGAAGAAAAAAAAAAAAGAAAAAAGAGAAGAAAAAAAGAGAAAGAAAGAGGGCAAUUCAUUGAAAUCCGAGAUACAUAGUUUCCUUAUUAUGUUCAACAUUUCAUUGGCGAUUUUACUAUGACUAUGUUGGUAAUUUGAGCGAUCUAGCUUCCACUUUUCGACUACCGCACUGCGCUGCAUUAACUUCUCUUUAUGAUUAUUUAUUAUGCUUGUUUCUUCUGUUAGACUAGUACAUGAUAAAGAUAUAAGAAGAAAUAGGCGAUGAAAUAUGACGUAUAGUGUUAUUUCUAUCGCGUUAUCGAUAACAUUACAUUACAGACCGGCGUCUUCCUAUUAUAAGAAAACAAACAGAUAUAUAUCGUAUUUAAAAAAAUUUUUUACUUUUAUGAAAGACAAAUAUCUUUUAUGAAUUAUUAAAAAAUAUUGUCAUAUAUAAAUUUUUCUCGUAAAUUUAUGUUUGAUAAAUUACAUGUGUCAUUAAUAUUGAAUAAAACGGAAGGCUUAAUAAAUUUUAGUGGCUAACAAAGAAAUUUCAAUAACGAAGAAAUAGUGCUAGAAUGUAGCGCUAACAUACAAUUGUAAUAUCGUAGUAAGAUUUCAAAUAAUUAAUUAUUUUUUUACUUUACUUUAGUGAAACGUAAUUCGUUAUUACAUGUAUAACGUUAUUACGUGCUUUAAAAAAUUUGUAUAUUUAACGACUUUGUUUAUGACGAUAAUGUAAAUAUAAUAUGAUUUAAUUACUAAUUUAUUUCUUUCAUUUUUUCUUUUUUUCUUAUUUCUUACAUUAACCGUGAAGAAAUAAAAUUAUGCAGUCGAUUCCUGACGACGUUAUGUACUGAUAAAUAUAUGGUGCAUAUGCGUGUUUCACGUAAAAUAUUCCAUCGGACACCAUAAUUUUCCAACGUUACUCAUUAUUUUCAUUUUUUUUUCACCAUAAUUACCAUGUGCGUAAUAACCGAGGAUGUUGAUGUAUGUAAAUCGUUAUGAACUGACACAAUGAUUAAAAUAAUGAGAGUUCUUUGGUUUACCUGGAAAGAUCAGAUGAAACUCGUUAUUUAAAAAAAGCAACCAGAAAAAAAUUAGUCUAGCUGUUUUGAUGUUCUUCCUCUUUGGUAAACCAUACAAGCGUGGGUUUUUCUGCAACGAUGAAUCAUUGAUGCAUCCAUACCAUUCGUCCACGGUUACUAGUACGAUGCUCUACGUCAUUGGCCUCUUUCUUCCUAUAUGUACGAUGAUCGCAGGUGAGUACUUAUAUGGAAGACAAUAUUCUAGCGAUUCGUCAAGAGUACUCUUUGGAUAUACGAUCCCACCUUGGCUUUGGAUGGCUUACAUUAAGGUUGGUGUUUUCGGAUUUGGAGCAGCAACAACAGUUUUUAUGACGGACAUUGCCAAAUACACGAUUGGUCGAUUGAGACCACAUUUUAUGACACUCUGCGUACCAGACAUUAAUUGCAAUUUGCCUGAAAAUCAGUUCAGAUAUAUCGAGAAUUUCACUUGUACCGCACCAGGCAUUUCGCCGAAAUUACUUAAGGAAAUGAGAUUAUCUUUUCCUUCGGGGCACUCCUCGUUUUCAGCCUAUACGAUGAUUUACCUCGCCAUUUACUUGCAGCUAAGAAUUACAUGGAAAGGUAGCAAAUUACUGAAGCAUAUAUCUCAACUUAUAUGCAUUUUUAUGGCGUGGUUUACGGCAAUGUCAAGAAUUUCCGAUUAUAAACAUCAUUGGAGCGACGUUCUCGCCGGAUCGACCAUCGGUACCAUUAUCGCUCUUGUUGUGAUAUUCUGCAUAGCCGAUCUCUUCGAGGAAAGACGAAGGAGCUGUCGGGUGGAAAAACAACGGACAGGGGACUAUGAAGCAACAGAAGCUGGUACGCAGGUUGUUAUCGACUUAGAAGAAGAGGCUGAUGACAUACUACUACGGCAGACAUUGUAACUACGCGCGUACCUAUUAAUAAGAAGUUGACAGAGCCGAAUUAAUUAUUUCGGUCAAUAUGCAUAUAUAUAUACAUAUAUAUAUAUAUUUACUUCUUGUUAAUUCUUAUUUAUUUAAAAGAGCGAAGUUUUAUGAUGGAUAACUAUGAUUCUAUAACUUGGGAAACACUGUGUAUUUCCUAUCUGUGUAAAUAUUCUCUCAGAAAAAGGACAAUACAAUGACCUUAGAGCAAAUUUUCAAUGGCGUCAAUUAACAAAAGUUAAUGUCUGUAGAUAAAUAUUUUUUUUCAAUAAUGUUAAAUUGUUAGCAUGAUUAGUAUGUUCAUAGAACUUGUGAUUUACGUCUUGCAGUGCAUAGAUGUAUAUGAUGAUCAUACAUGCACGAUCCAUGCUACUUAAAUACGAAAAAUAUUCUGUAGUAUCGACGAUACAUACACAUUACAAUGGUGCUUUAGAUUUGUUACAUGUACAGCUAUGCUGUAUUCUUAUAUCUGAAAGUAUUUCAUAAUUAGAUGUAUCUUAUGUAUAUGUAAGAAAAUCCUCUAUAUUUACAUACAUUCAAAGAUUUUUAUUUAUUUUAUAAAUACCUUAAUGUAGGAUAGAGUUUGGAUUUACAUAUGCAUUUGAUAUACUAUAGAUUAUUAAGUUUAUAGAUUAUAAAAGGGCUCUAUAUUUCUUCUAUGUAGAAGAUACUGUUAUUUCGGAUGACAGUUAUAUAACAUCCGUAAUAUUAGGUCCUAAUUUGUUAAUUUAUGUUAAUUUAUAUUAGUCAAAUUGUAAACUCUAUAUUGUUAUUUCCAUGCUUAAAUAAUACGUUACUUAUAUUUUAUAACAUUAUAUGUGAAUUUUCUAUAAAACAUUUACAAUUAACAGUUAGAAUUAGAAAAUAAAAUAAAAAAAGUGUCGGUAGGUAAUAAAUAAAGAAAAUAAAAAAAUAAAAAAAAUCCAAUUUCGUUACAAGAAUCCAUGUAUUAUUUCUGGAUGUUAUGUUAUAAUACUAUAUACUAUA